CUGGGAAUCUCAGGAUAUGAUCUCACUGCAUAUACUUCAGAAAUUAAGGAACUUCUAAAGGUAGAGAAACAAAAACAGAUUGAGAAGCAGACAUUUGAAUAGAUUUAUUAAGUUUACCUGCAGUUACAGCAGUAAGUAAAAGUGAAACUAAACUGCAGAUUUAGCAGAAGCCAUUACUGAGCUCAGAACAGACGGAGACAGAAUGGCGUCUGGAUCUCCUUCUCUCCUGGAAGAGGAGCUCUCCUGUCCUGUGUGCACUGAAAUCUUCAGGGAUCCUGUUGUCCUGAGUUGCAGUCACAGCUUCUGUAAGGCCUGUCUGCAGCAGUACUGGGAUCAGAAGGGAUCUCUGGAGUGCCCAGUUUGCAGGAGAAGAUCUUCAAAGGACCUUCCUCUCAUUAACCUGUCUCUGAAGAAUAUCUGUGAGGCGUUCUUAAAGGAGAAAAGUCAGAGAGCUAAAGCAGGAUCUGAAGUGUUCUGCAGUCUGCACAGUGAGAAACUCAAAGUCUUCUGUUUGGAUGAUCAAAUGCCCAUCUGUGUUAUCUGUCAAACUUCCAAAAAACAUGAAAGCCACAAAGUGCGACCAGUUCUGGAGGCUGCAGAGGAGUAUAAGGAGAAACUCAGGACUGCACUGGCUCCACUGCAGGAGAAGCUAAAAGCCUUUAAUGCAGUGAAACUCACCUGUAAUCAAACAGCAGAGCACAUCAAGAGCCAGGCCCAGCACACAGAGAGACAGAUAAAGAUGGAGUUUGAGAAACUUCAGCAGUUCCUAAAAGAUGAAGAGGCAGCCAGGAUCACUGCACUGAGGGACGAAGAGGAGCAGAAGAGUCGGAUGAUGAAGGAGAAGAUUGAAAAGAUGACAGAAGAGAUGUCAUCCCUUUCAGAACAGAUCAGAGCCUUAGAACAGGAGCUGGGAGCUGAAGACAUCUCAUUCCUGCAGAGCUACAAGGACAUACAAAACAGAGCCCAGUGCAUCCUGGGGGAUCCAGAGAAGGUCUCAGGAGCGCUGAUUGAUGUGGCCAAGCACCUGGGCAAUCUGAAGUACAGAGUGUGGGAGAAGAUGCUGGGGACUGUUCAAUACACUCCUGUGACUCUGGACCCAAACACAGCAAAUCCCGAACUCUCACUGUCUGAGGAUCUGACCAGUGUGAGAGGCAGUGGUGAGAGACAGCAGGUUCCUGAUAAUCCAGAGAGACUUGAUUGGGGUUGGGUGCUGGGCUCUGAGGGAUUCAGCUCAGGGAGACACUGCUGGGAUGUAGAAGUGGGGGGUGAGUACUGGCGGGUGGGUGUGGUUAAAGAGUCCAUCAACAGGAAAGAGCGUGUGGAUCUGAGCCCAGCAGGAGGAGUGUGGAGUAUAGUCCUGUGCAAUGGGAAAUACUAUGCCAGGACCUUCCCUCCUACACUCCUCACAGUGCAGAGGGACCUCCAGAGGGUCAGAGUGCAGCUGGACUGGGACAGGGGGGAGGUGUCAUUCUCUGACCCCUGUAACACUCCUCUCUACACUUUUAAACACUCCUUCAAUGAGAGACUGUUUCCAAUCUUUAUGGGGAUUGUGCGGAUCUGUCCACUGGCUGUCUCUGUAAGUGUAAAAUAGCACUGUGGGAUUGUUUCUAAACAUCAGUUGCAGUCAAAGGACUGUAUUUGAUCAACUCAGAGCAGGUUUACUACAAAUGUUAUAAACAAAAAAACAUUACAAAAUAUUGUCUAUUUGAAAUGUAAAUAGAAACAUUGUAUUGUGCUUGAUGAGAAAUGUCUAAUCUCUCUGAUAUAACCUCAGAAUGUUAUUACUGAGUAAUUCCUGUGGUAUAUGGUGGUACUGUAAGUACACUGGUGUGUGUGUAAUGAGUUGGGGUGUAAUAAAUACACCAGUGGAAUCA
This is a messenger RNA of Conger conger (European conger), 1874 nucleotides long. RefSeq names its product E3 ubiquitin-protein ligase TRIM35-like. The coding region runs from base 203 to 1591 and encodes 462 amino acids. The transcript is spliced from 6 exons. The record is from RefSeq and is a predicted model, not a curated record. Gene Ontology annotation, molecular function: protein binding; zinc ion binding. NCBI's taxonomy places the organism in Eukaryota, Metazoa, Chordata, Actinopteri, Anguilliformes, Congridae.